AUGGAUAAAGUGAAGAAAACUUCUUGGGAGAAAAUCACAACUCUUUUAUCAUAAUUAUAUAGUGUUGAAUUGCAAAUAAAAGAAACACAUUUUACUUUACAAAGCAGUAUUUAUACAUUAGUUUCAUUAUUUCAUUCUUAAUUUAGUUAAUUGAUAGAUAGAAAUGAUAUUAUUGAUUCAAUAUAACAAUUAGAUUUUGAGACUCCUUAAUUAUUUAAUAUGGGCAGGAACUUACAAUCAGAGUUUGCAUUUACUUCAAAUCAUAAGUAUAUUUUAAAAGUUAUAUCUGGAACAUAAUACAGAUAUUUUAAAAACACAUUCCAUUAAUAUUAUUUCAAAAUAAUUGCUAAUAAGAAUUGUUUGUUAGCAAAAACAUUUGGAAUAUAUAAAUUUGAAGAUCGAGAUAAUAUAUCAUAUUUGGUCCUAAUGGAAAAUUUAUUUUAUGAACAUAAAUUAUAAAACAGUUAAAUUAUAAGUAUAUAUGAUUUAAAAGGAGCUUAAAGCAGUAGAAUUACUAAAAAUUUUGAUGAGUAAUUUCAAUAACAACAAUAAUUAUUGUAAAAUAAAGCCCAAACCAUACCUUUAUUAAAAGGAAAAGAUGAAGAUUUUAAAAAAAUAAGAUUCUUUUAAGAUUUCUCUGUUGAAAAGAAAUUAGAUUUAAUGAAUUAAAUUAAAUAAGAAAGUGAUAUUCUUGCAGAAGCCAAUACAAUGGAUUAUUCAUUAAUGAUAAUUACCGGACAUAUUAAUUAAUUUUAAUAAGGUAAGAGACUCUUUAAAUUAAAUAAUAAUGUUGGUACAAUAAUAGGGAUUAUUGAUUAUUAUUAAGAAUAUAAUAGUACUAAAAAACUAGAAAACAAAUUUAAAACAUGGUUUGGAAUGCAUAAACCAGAUUAACAAAUUAGUUGUGUUGAUAGUGAUGCAUAUAGAAAAAGAUUUCAGAUUUAUUUUUAGUAAUUUCUUUAAGAUUGA
Paramecium sonneborni is the source of this 969-nucleotide messenger RNA. NCBI's taxonomy places the organism in Eukaryota, Ciliophora, Oligohymenophorea, Peniculida, Parameciidae. The record is from the annotation of a GenBank genome assembly.